Messenger RNA from Balaenoptera acutorostrata (minke whale), 648 nucleotides. It is a transcript of the gene CES3, whose product is annotated as carboxylesterase 3. The record is from RefSeq and is a predicted model, not a curated record. Lineage: Eukaryota; Metazoa; Chordata; Mammalia; Artiodactyla; Balaenopteridae.
AUGAUACAUCCCACCCGUGUGAGCUGUUUAAGGAUAUUGGAUGCUGCAUUUGAAGAGUCUACCAAGGAGCUGGAUGUGCCCACUGAGGUGAUGCUCAUCAUAGAUGAAUACCUACACAGCAGCUCAGAUGGACAAGCCAAAUGAGAAGCCUUCCAGGAAUUGAUAAGCAAUGUUGUCAUGAAUGCUGUGGGUAUCUACUUCUCAGCCAGCCAUCUCUCCACAGAUUCUGGGGCCUCCAUCUUUUUCUAUGAGUUCCAGCAUCGACCCAGUUUUUUUGCGAAGAUCAAGCCGGCCUGGGUGCGGGCUGACCAUGGGACUGAGAAGACCUUCAUCUUCGGGGGUCCUUUCCUCAUGGAUGAGAGCUCCAUGCUAACCUUUCCAGAAGCCACAGAGGAAGAGCAGCAGCUGAGCCUCACCGUGAUGACCCAGUGGACCCACUUCUCCUGGACAGGGGAUCCCAAUGGCAAGGGGCUGCUUCCUUGGCCCCCAUUCAACUGUUCAGAGCAAUACCUGGAAAUCCACCUGGUGCCACGGGUCAGCCAGAAGCUAAGGAAGGCCCGACAGCAGUUCUGGGCAGAGACACUUCCCACCAAGAUCUGGCAGUGGCAGCAGAAGCAGAAGGGCAGGAAGGCCCAGGAGGAGCUCUGA